Messenger RNA from Chlamydomonas reinhardtii, 3274 nucleotides. RefSeq lists its product as uncharacterized. The coding region runs from base 133 to 2235 and encodes 700 amino acids. Lineage: Eukaryota; Viridiplantae; Chlorophyta; Chlorophyceae; Chlamydomonadales; Chlamydomonadaceae. The transcript has 14 exons. The record is from RefSeq and is a predicted model, not a curated record.
GUUAGUACAUAGUUGACAUAGACAGUCCUGUACACGAGCACUUAUUUGCGACAGCAACCUUGCUACCGCUGGACCAUCUUCUCCAUGCUGUCCUCUUGAACUGUUUGACCCGAGCCGAAUAAGACGAUAGGGAUGGCUGCUGUGUCACCCUCCGAUGUGGAGGCUGCGCAGGGCGCAGACGUGCGCGCAGAGCGGCUGCCUAGUGAACCUGCUGUGGGGCUGACCUUGCAGAAGACCCUAAGCAAGGCCAGGGGUGCAGCGAGCUUUGUGAAGUCAGCUACGUUCGAUAAAGUCAUGAAGAAGAAGCUAAAGAACAAAAAGCCCGGCACAGAAGUCAAGCGCGGGCUGAUAAAGCCUGACAACAGUCGCUGGGUGAAUUUCAAGGCGUUUUGGAACGGACCCUACUUCCUGAUUAUCCCGCCGGCCUAUGAGGAGUACGCGCGGAGGAUGUUCAACCAAACAAACCCCAAGAGCUCUAUGCCUGCGACGCCAAGGACCCCGGGUGGUGCAGCGCCGGAGGAGAAGCCUGAGGCAGGCGCUGACGAGGAGCUGGAGUACCCGGACUUCCUGUCCAAGAUGAAGGCGGUGGUGGUGAAGGACUGGAAAGCGAAGCGCGCUCACAAACCCCGCUACGCGAUUGAGCCGGAGGACCUGGUGCCGUUGCCGUUCGAUGCUCCCAAGCUGCACGGCCUACUGUCGGAGUUCGUGGUCACGGUGUUUCUGAUUGUGCAGUCCACGGUGGUCAUGUUCCUGGCCAUCAUGGUGGAGAACCAGGACCGCAAGUACAAGGACAGUGGCAACUACACGGGCACGUGGCAGCCGCUCAUCAAGGCCAUCGUCAUCAUCUACCCGCUCAUCACGCUCUUCAUCAUGCUGGUGCAGGCGCUGGAAAUCACCAUCAAAAAGUUCAUGUACUACCGCCUGAUGUCCAUGCGCGUGCUGACAGACUGGGAGAACGUCAUGGUGUGGCAGGGGAGCUUCUUCUACUACUUCGUGGCGACGUGGAUCAUGCUCAACGUGUGGGCCAUCUAUGGUCUGGCGGCCUACUACGGCCAGAACGGCAACACAGGGGCAGACCCGACCUCGUUGUCCACGUUCAUCGUGGUCAACCUGCAGACCAUGCAGCUGCUGAUCCAGUACUACCGCGUGAUGACGGCGGAGCAGCGCCUGGUCUCGCUUAACGAGAUCUUCGAGCGCGCCCCCGUGGAGGCCCAGAACUUGCUGCAAUACACAUACAUCGUGGAGGAGGAGGACAUCAUCAACGAGUGCUACCGCUUCAUGAAGAAGCAGUGGCGGCGCCUGCUGCGGCGCCUCGCCUAUCUGUGCUGCUGCACGUGCAUGUUCCGGGACUGGGCCGACAAAGCCAAGAGUGCGCGCUGGAAUGUGUACCGCCUGCACAAGAAGGCCGGCAACGCAGAGGUGCUGCGCGCGGAAACGUACCGCCUGCUGAUGAAGACGUUCCAGGACGAGGGCAACCUGGACGACCUCAAGGAGCUGCAGGCGGAAAUGGAGGCGGACGGCAUUCCGGAUGCGCCGCACACCGACGACCCAGUGGUGGCCCCGACGGACGUGCAGCUGGACCUGAAGCAGCCCAACGGCCAGUCUAAUGGUGACGCGAAGGCCAAUGUGGCCGACGACGCCAAUGGCACCAGUGCGCACGGCGCGCCGCUGCCGCUGGAGGUGGACCGGCCGACGGGUUACUCGGGGACGGCGCCCUGGGACAUGGGAACAGACUCGGAGACCGAGCAGGAGGAGGAGGAGACGGAAGUAACGUGCUGCAGCGGCGGCUGGUGGCGCAAAACGUGGCGCGGCUUCUGGUGGGGCUUCUACAUCCGCCUGUACGCGUCCAUCCACUCCGUCCUGGUGGCCUUCCUGCCCGGCACCAACUCGUGGCCGUUCAAGCCCGACAAGCCGUACUUCCGCUUCAUCACCAGCAUCCAGCUGGUGGGCGGCUGCCUGUGCUGCCUGAUGAUCCUGUUCGGCGUGCUGGGCGCCACCAACCAGAGCCCCUGCAACAAGGGCAACAAGUCGUGCGACCAGUGUUUCCGCUACGUGGACACGUACCUGGUCACCAACUCAUCGGGCUACGUGGAGCUGCAGCAGAAGGGCCUGACCUGCGAGGCCAACUUCAACAUCUCACAAAAUGCCAUGUACGCAAUUGGGGCCUCAGUGGGCAACGCCCUGGGCUGCUUCGCCAACGGCACCAACUCCUCUGGGAUCCCCUCUGGGCGCUAAGUUGCGCAGGCGCAGUUGGGCUGCAAGGUGGUUAGCCACGAGGCGAGCGGGGGCGUACAGGACGGCUAUAGCACUGUGUGUGCCCCUGCAUGCUGCGGGUGGCUAUCCUAGUAGCAGGUAUGCCCGCGGUGCGUGAGCUGGUUGGUCCCUUAGAUACCGCGGCGGCCUGACCAAUCUGCACGUGAUGCGGCGAUGCAUGUUAGCAGCCGCCCUGUCCUGCCAUGUGUUGUGUGUGGUUCAUAUCCUUGUGAUGCGCGCGUGCGGUGAGAGCAUAUAUUUAUGUUAUAUGCCACGGUCAACCAAAGACUGGGGCGCAAAUACUGCAACAGGGAGACUUAAACAGCCCGCCCUCGCCAGCGGACUAUCAUGUCCAGCCGACCGGGGGAGGCGAGGGCAUCCGAGGCUCUCUCGCACUCGCCAUGUUCCCACACGAAGCAACAAUGUUUGGUCUACACAACGGGAACGGUGCGAGAGGGCUAGCACUGGACGUCAGAGCAUUAAUGCGUGCUUGCAUUCGGGUUGACUAUGACGUGAGACUGAAUGCUGCCAACCCCAGGUGGGUUGUCUGUGGGUGAGACUUUCUGUGGAACUACAAACGAUGGGAAUAAUGGAGUUCGGUGGCAGUACUUCCACGGGCGGCGCAACCUCGAGAGUGGGCUGCGUGGUCAAAUUGCAGGGAGAGGCUUUUGAGGAACAACUGGGAACGCCUUCAGUUUGAGCUGGAAGUAGAAGACAUGGCACGGCUGCGGAAGUCGUGGGUCCUUUGACACGACUUGCACUUUACCGUACGGUACCGUUGAACGAGGCAAGGGUGUGAUUGUGAGUUGCUCAGGGCGCUUCGCCGCGGGCUGGACUUACCGCCUCAGCGGCUUUAGGGGUUAUGACCGUGGUUUAACCUUUGCAUCACUACUGCCCAUAUCAUUUAAGCCUGUGGAUAUACGUGUGGACAUGCACCAACGAUUGAAAUGACUAUGGUUACCUGAGCCGCCUGUAGUGUUGUGGAAGCCACGCGUGCACGCGCAAACUACCGGUAAUCGCC